GCUAUACGGCGCCUACAGGCGGGACAAAGCACUUGUUCCGUUCAGAGGCAUUUAGUUGUCCAUGAGGAAACUGUUGGCUCUGUCUCUGCCUGGGACAGGAGCUCAAGGCGGUGCCACGACUUUUAAAGUUAUCCCCAGAAAAAAAAGGAUUAAUUUUAAACUUAACAGGUCUCUUUUUAGGGUCACAUUUUCUUCAGCCGUUCUGAAGCUCUCAGUGGAAGGAAAGGUUUGAGGGGAAGCGAGGGUCAGACAGCGCGCAACUUUUCAUUCCCCUUCAUCGACCCUCAGUUAGGACACCUUUGAGCAAUGUUUGACAAGCAGCACUACGACAGUCCCCCUCUUUACAGUCCUCCUUUCAUCCCACCAUCCAACAAUGGCUUUGGCCCUCCAGGAAGCUUCCAUGGCCCUCAGAGUGAUAACAACAUCUACCCACCUCCACCUGGAUCUUACUACAUUGAGGACAAACCACAGCACUUCUACAAAUGGCUGUCACCUCCAGGGAUCAUCAAGGUUAUGCUAGCUGUGGUGAUAGUGCUCUGUCUGACAAUAUUUGCCUGUGUGGCCUCCACCUUCAUGUGGGAAUACCAAUAUGGAUACGGCACGGGACUGGGUUACUAUGGCUCUGGGAUGGGCUACGGCAGCGGUUACAACUAUGGUUCAGGAUAUGGUGGUUAUGGAGGCUAUGGCAACUAUGGCAGCUAUUAUGGCUCCUACAUUUCACCUUACUCGGCCAAAACUGCCAUGAUUGCCAUGGCAGCCAUCGACUUCAUAGGAGCACUGGCAUUCUUCAUCGCCACCUUCUCUAAAUCCAACACGGUCCGCAGCAGGAAGUUCUUUCUGGCCCUCCUGGUAACCAGUGUCAUCUUGGCUGUCCUCCAGGGCAUUAUAAACAUUGUCUACGUUGUUGGGGUGAACCCCAUGGCCCAGAGCUCGUCCAGUAUGAUGUACAAUCCAAUGCUUAUGAUGUGCCAGAACCUCUACCAGACCGGCUACUCUCAGAUGGGAGGAGUGGGAGGCUUCGGCAUGUACAACCAGUACCUCUACCAUUAUUGCUAUGUGGACCCACAGGAGGGAAUUGCCAUGCUGUGUGGGUUCCUGGUUGUCAUCGCCUUGGGUAUUGCAGCUUUCUUUGCACAGAGAACUAGAGGGAAGAUCUGGCGCUACGGGAAACCAAACAUCUACUGGGAGGAGCCUCUGGUUGGAGGGAAGGCCUCAGAGGGCAGAGAUGUAGAGGAUUGGGUGAACAAUGUGGAGGAAAGCCAUAGUGUUCAGGACGCCCCUACCCUGCUGGUGUCGGAGAAGGGAGGUGGGGUGCUCAACGUCUCAGCGAACAGUGUCAUCUCCUAUCCCCCAGCCAAGGUGGACAUCGGCUCCUAUAAUGGGGACACCUUCGACAACAAAGAGUACUCUGAGAGGACCACCAGUCAACCAUCAGAGGCCUUCUACCAAGGUGGAGGGACCAGCUCCAGCCCUUCAGACGAGACAGGCGGGUACCGCAAACCCUCUGCCAACAGGGGCAAGAGACGCAGGAGAAACCCAGAACUGGACGAGUCUCAGUAUGAUACAGAGUACACCACAGGAGGAGAGACGGGCAAUGAGCUCGACAUGGACGAGUGGGAGAGCAUAUAUCCAGAGAUAACGUCUGAUGCUCAGCGUCAUGAUUAUAAGAGAGAGUUUGAUUUUGACCUCAGGGAAUACAAGCAUCUGUGUGCUGAGAUGGACGACAUUAAUGAUCGGUUGAACAAACUCAGCCAGCAGCUGGACACGCUGGAUGACACCUCUGCCAAAUACCAGGCUGCGGCAGAGGAAUAUAAUCAACUGAAGGACCUGAAGCAGACAUCAGACUACCGGUCUAAGAAGAACAAAUGUCGCAGGCUGAGACACAAACUGUUCCACAUCAAACGCAUGGUGAAGGAUUAUGACAAGAACAACUGAAUCCACCGAGUUCCUGACUCUCUGCUCUGCAGUCUACACAGCAAACACUCACUGACACAGGCCAAAACACACUCCAGAAUACUGCAAAGACUCUGACACGCUGAGACCAAAGCUGAUUGCAGGGCACCAACACACACACACACAGGAAACAUACUGCAUUAAAGAUCUAGUUUUCUUUUAUUCUCUCUGAAUUUUCUGGAAGCAGGUCCCUCACUUGUAGACAUUUCCAUAGCAAACACUGCCGUUUUCUCAAAGGUCCAGCUUGUUGUUUGCAGUGUGCAACCACUUGCUGGUCUUGAAGAAAAGUUGUUUAAAGGUCACCUGACGUUCAGUCACCUGUGAUUAGACUGCGUUUGGUUUCUGUGGCUCCUUUUGCUGCCAGCUUUUCUUUAUCUCCACAGAUAAGAGCUGGAACAGUAUUGUAGAGAAUAUAGUAAUGGGUGUCAUGGGUUUCUAGGAUUGUCUGCGAGCAGUUUCAUUUAACCUUUGACAUGACGUUAAGUUUGUUGUAAAUUAACUGUAGUUGUUUGUUUCUCUUGUGUCCAUGUUUGUAAGUGACUUCAGUGUGAGUGAACUAAGCUGUUCUCUGCUGGGACCAUGUGUAUUUUUCCCAUAUACUGGCUUUUUGUCUAAACUAAGGUCUUGAUAUGGAUUGUAAUAAAUGCAAUGAGACCAAAAGGGGACAAAUUGGCCAGUAACAUACGUAUGUGUGGCAUUGGCAUAUUAUAUGUACUUUUAAUGAAUCAUGUGCAUGCUAUGAUUAGCGGAGCUCAUCUUUUCAUUUGAUUCUUUACCAGUGAAAAUGAUACGUGGUCAUUUUUGUAUUAAUCCACAUCCAAAGUUCUCCGAUCUACUGUUCAUUAUAAAACUGUUUAGACAAACUUUUAAUUUGUAUUUUUUAUAAAGAACAUCAUUGUCAUUUGCGAAAUAUUGAUUUUUGGAAGUUUUUUUUUGGUGCUGUUAUGAA
Molecule: messenger RNA, 2902 nt
Organism: Monopterus albus (swamp eel)
Lineage: Eukaryota; Metazoa; Chordata; Actinopteri; Synbranchiformes; Synbranchidae
Product: occludin-like
Exons: 9
Coding region: 307-1935 (542 amino acids)
Biological process (GO): bicellular tight junction assembly; snRNA transcription by RNA polymerase II; positive regulation of transcription elongation by RNA polymerase II
Cellular component (GO): bicellular tight junction; transcription elongation factor complex; membrane
Molecular function (GO): cis-regulatory region sequence-specific DNA binding
Source: RefSeq, a predicted model, not a curated record